CCUCCCUCUGCUCAUCCCCAACCAAACAACGAGAGAGAGAGAGAUUCAGAUCCAUCCACCCGCGUCCUCCCCUUCACCUCGGUUUCCUCUCCCACCACCCACCAGAUCCCGUUGAUCUCGGCGGCCGUACCCGGGGGAGGCCCCAAGGAAGGAAGGAGUGGUAGGAGGAGGAGGAAGGUGCGGCAGGAGGAGAGGAAGGGAAGAAGAUGUUCCUGUGGGACUGGUUCUACGGGGUGCUCGCAUCGCUGGGGCUGUGGCAGAAGGAGGCCAAGAUCCUCUUCCUCGGCCUCGACAACGCUGGCAAGACCACGCUGCUCCACAUGCUCAAGGAUGAGCGGUUGGUGCAGCACCAGCCGACGCAGCACCCGACGUCGGAGGAGCUCAGCAUAGGCCAGAUCAAGUUCAAGGCCUUCGACCUCGGCGGCCACCAGAUCGCGCGCCGCGUCUGGAAGGAUUACUACGCAAAGGUUGAUGCUGUAGUAUACCUGGUAGAUGCAUAUGAUAAGGAGCGAUUUGCUGAGUCUAAAAAGGAGCUUGAUGCUCUCCUGUCUGAUGAUUCCUUGGUAAAUGUUCCAUUUCUUAUCCUUGGCAACAAGAUUGAUAUCCUUUCUGCUGCCUCUGAAGAGGAGCUGCGGUACCACCUAGGCCUUAGCAACUUCACAACCGGGAAGGGCAAGGUCAACCUAGGCGACUCCAAUGUCCGGCCUCUUGAGGUGUUCAUGUGCAGUGUUGUCCGCAAGAUGGGCUACGGCGACGGGUUCAGGUGGGUCUCCCAGUACAUCAAGUAGGGCCCUUGCCGAGAUGCAUGCUCAGCCCAGCGAUUUUUUUUGCCUUGACAUUUGUUCUUGUUGGUUGUUCGGCACGACAACGAUGAUAUCAUGACAAUAUGGAGGGUAUGAAGAGAGAAACAAUGGUUAACAUUGGGAAACAUGUUGAAUCUUUAGUCUCAAACAAUUCGUUAUGUCAAACUCCUAAAAUUCUUUUGCUUUUCCGUAGGACGUUUACUAAGGACUUCAUGGCGAUGGAUUAUUGUUUCCUAAAUUAUGUCUUAUUCAGGGAUUGCAGCUGAAUAGUUGUCGUUACAUUUUCAA
Molecule: messenger RNA, 1091 nt
Organism: Phragmites australis (common reed)
Lineage: Eukaryota; Viridiplantae; Streptophyta; Magnoliopsida; Poales; Poaceae
Product: GTP-binding protein SAR1A-like
Exons: 3
Coding region: 207-788 (193 amino acids)
Biological process (GO): membrane organization; intracellular protein transport; endoplasmic reticulum to Golgi vesicle-mediated transport
Cellular component (GO): endoplasmic reticulum exit site; COPII vesicle coat
Molecular function (GO): GTPase activity; GTP binding
Source: RefSeq, a predicted model, not a curated record